Messenger RNA from Saccostrea cuccullata (small rock oyster), 1409 nucleotides. RefSeq lists its product as uncharacterized. The coding region runs from base 104 to 1378 and encodes 424 amino acids. The transcript is spliced from 14 exons. The record is from RefSeq and is a predicted model, not a curated record. NCBI's taxonomy places the organism in Eukaryota, Metazoa, Mollusca, Bivalvia, Ostreida, Ostreidae.
ACUUUAUGUAGAAAGCAAUGAGAAAUUUAAAUUGCUUUAACAAGAAAAAAAUAUUUUUUAAACAAUAUUUUAUGAGAAAUAUUGAUUUUUUACCUCUAUAAAUAUGAAAGAAAAUUUUUUCAACAACAAUAUAAAAAAAAAAUUUAAUCGGGUUUGGAAACCGAAGGGUUUUAGCGUUUCUAUGAUGGGAGCUUUGUACUAUGACGUCAUAAUCGCUUUGAUGAAAGACAACAAAGCAGACAACUUGGCUAAAGCAAACACGAUGGAUGUGAGAGAAGAAACAAAAUACAGAAAUGGUGAAGAAUUUAUGAUGAGCUUGAAUAAUAGGCUGAACCAGAUGCAGAUGAAAGCGGCUGUUCCAAACAGUAUUACUGAAUUCAAGAAGGAACUGGAACUCAAAGAGGAGCGUAGAAGAGAGGAAAUAAGGAAAGAUAUUGCUAAAAUCUCCCAAAACAACUUGAGCAGAGGCAAUUUCUCGGACAUACCAGAAAAUAUCUUAAAGAUUUAUCUACCGGACGAUGCAACCAUAGCAAGAGAGCUGUGGAGGAUCAAAGAAUAUGCAGAGGACUUGGACACAAUUAAGGAAGAAGCAGAGGAAGAUUUGUACACAAUAAUACGCGAAGAGGACACUACACCAGAAUUUUCUAGUGGAUUAGAAUUCCUGAACUGGGUGGAGGGAAGACUUUCUUAUCUGGAACCAUUUUUACCAGAAUUUGAGGUUCAUCAUUAUUUCUUCCGUCAAUGGAGUCGGGACGAUUUCAGCUACACACCAUGGCUUGAAACUUUAUUUGAAGAAGAAUCUAUGGAACAGAUAGCUGCAGAAAUUGAUGACGAAGACAUCAAACCAGAAUUUUCUACCGGAGAGGAGUACCUCAGCUGGUUAGGGCGACAAUUACCAUGCCUCGAACCAUUUGUUGGAGAUCAUUUCAUUCACUCGUGCUUCAAGAAUGAAUGGCGGAAAGGAAGUGAUUAUAAACCAGGAUUCGACACAGUGAUUGAGGAACAUUAUGAAGAGGGUAAGGAAUCCAGAGCCAAUUCUCCUGUAAAAGACAACAUGGAGUUAGAAAAUGAAGAACUGAAUCCGUAUAUCAAACUAAUGCUACUACCAUCAAUACGUUUUAAGGAGGUCUUAAUGACACAGAACCCCUUGUCACUGGUGGAAAUCUGCUCCAAGAGUAUCACAACUGAGCUGGCUACAGAUGGAUGUACAAGUGGACCAGAAAAUGAGACAAGUCUUAUAGAUACAAAACAACAGACCGAUCAGAUUUGCAAGAAAGGCAGUAAAUGGAAUUUGUCGUUCAAGUUGCUAUGCAGAAAUAAGAAAGAAAAUGGACAGAAGAAGAGAUCUGCAGGAUUUUUCUCCCGUUUUUUCCACUGAUUUCCAAGGCCUUCCUUUAUAGACUAUACAC